GAUAUUCCAAUCGCCGGGCACUUAGGCUCAUCACGAAUGUAUUCUAGGAUUAAAGAACAAUUUUAUUGGAAGGGAAUGAGAAGUGACAUAGAAAACUAUAUCAAGAAAUGCAAAUCCUGUCAAGAAAAUAAAGCCCUUAGGAAACUUAAUCGCGCCCCUAUGGAAAUAACCACUACUUCCACUGCACCAUUUCAAAGAAUAGCAUUAGACAUAGUAGGACCCCUACCUGAAUCUGGUACAGCAAAGCUGAAAUAUAUACUCACCAUACAGGAUGAUUUAUCAAAAUACUCUGUCGCUUAUCCGCUACGCAGCACAACAGCUGAAGAAUCAGCUGAUUGUUUAAUCCAUUUCGUCUCUCUCUUCGGUAUUCCUAAAUCAAUACUUACCGAUCAAGGUACUAAUUUUACCUCUGACCUUUUUAAAACCACUUGCCAAUUCUUAAAGAUAAAACUACUCUGGGCAUCACCCUAUCAUCCACAAAAGCAAGGAGCUCUCGAACGUAGCCACUCUACACUUAAAGAGUACUUAAAAUCAUUCAUUAAUAAUAAUCAAGACAAUUGGCCUACCUACGUAUAUACCGCUAUGCUUACCUAUAAUACGACAAUUCAUUCCACUACGAAAUUUACACCUUACGAACUAGUUUUUGGCCAUAAACCAUUCAUUCCAAACUCGAUAUACGAAACUACACCUAAUACAACAUAUUCGGAUUACAUAAGAAUGUUACAACACAAAUUCAAAUUUACUAGAGAAAAGGCAGUAGAAAAUAUUCUAAAAUCUAAGGAACAUUCAAAAGCUUACUACGACAAUCACACUAAACCGCCGCCCAAUUACAAGGUUGGCGACCUAGUUUAUCUUAAGAAUCAUUUACGACUAAGGAAAGCCUUAUCUCCCAUUUGGAAAGGACCAUAUAAAAUCAUAUCGGUUCAUAAUAAUAACACUGUCACUCUUCUUAUAAAUCGGCGUCAUGUGACACACCAUUUCGAUGAAAUAAAACCUGCUGAAAUUUCAUCCGAUGAGCAACACUAAUUCAUAUUUCAUUCUAUCUUUCAGCAUUCCAAUCGAUGCACGAUCGGACUUUGUCGAGCCUUAUCCUUCAAACGCUGGUAUCUACUUCGAUAGCCUGGGAAAACUUAAAAUAAUUAAGAGUAAUUUAAACGUAAUUAGUUAUGUAGAUAUAUCUUUCAUAAAACCUCAUCUUACUAAUUUGAAUGAAAUCAUAGGUACAUUAAGGUUUAACUGUCAAAAAUUUAACUUAACUUCUUGUGAAAACACGCUAUCUCCUUUAACAGCUCGUUUUACAGACGUUCAACGAGAAUAUGAUUCUAUUUAUCAUCUUAUUUCAAAGCGAUACAAACGUAAUGCAUGGUUUGGCGGUAUAGGUACAGUAUUUAAGCACGUUUUCGGCACGCUUGAUGAAGACGACGCUCUUAAAUACGAUUCUGCUAUAGAAUCUAUACAAAAUAAUCAAAAGAAAAUGGCAACAUUAAUAAAAGAAAAUAUCUUAGUUACUACUUCUACCUUAGAGUCCUAUAAAAAUAUUAUAAACAAAUUAAAAACCAAUCAAGAAAUCAUUAAUGAAUCGUUAAUAUCAUUCCUUAAACAAAUAACAAAUAUCACAGAAAUUACAAACAAUUUAAUCAUAGAAACAAAAGUCCAUUCCAUACUUACCAACCUUGAAAGCUCUUUGCUUACAUUAUCGUUUCAACUCGAAGACUUGAUAAACGCAAUUAUACUCAGUAGUCAAAACAUCCUACAUCCUAACAUUGUAACGCCUGCCCAACUAUACCGUGAACUCGCCGAUAACGAUAGGCACCUACCACGGGACACUGGGAUUCCUAUAUCAUUAAGCCUAGAUAAUAUUCAUUUAAUUUUAAGUAUAUCUAAUGUUGCAUGUUAUUAUUUUAAGAAUAAACUUGUAUUUGUUUUGCAAGUGCCCCUCGUUACCAAUGAGGAAUUCAAUUUAUAUCAUACUUUGGCUCUGCCCACUCCUCAUAGAGUGGAUAACCCAAAUAGUUAUAGUUUAAUCUCUCCUACUAGUUCGUAUAUUGCUAUUUCUAAUAGUAAACAAUUAUAUUGUAAUUUAGAUAGUUUACGUAAGUGUAAGACCAUAUACUCUGAGUUCUUUUUAUGCGAAGUACCGGUAAUCUCGACGACAAGUGAUAACCCGAUAUGCGAAAGUGAACUAUUAACGAAAACUGUUAAUGCUAUUCCCAAACGGUGUGUUACCAAAACCAUAUUCGGCGAGCUAGACAUUUGGCAACCACUAAUAAACAAUCGGUGGAUUUUCGUGCAGUCUCGUCCGAAUAAAGUGUCUAUCGAGUGUGGUGUUUCAGAAAUGCGUGAGAUUAUAGUGUCCGGUACGGGUAUUUUAGAUACCCCAAAACAGUGCACAAUCUAUACAAAAAGUGUAAGACUGAUAACUUCAGAUGACUCUUAUAAUAUAAGUAUACCUAGCCCUAUACUAGAUUUUAAUAUUAUCAAUGACUCAUGUUGUCAAAUAAAUUAUAAUUCGAUUAAUAAUAAUACGUCCCUAUUCUUUUCCAAAAUAUCGAUUUAG
Messenger RNA from Helicoverpa armigera (cotton bollworm), 2557 nucleotides. RefSeq lists its product as uncharacterized. The coding region runs from base 1013 to 2557 and encodes 514 amino acids. The transcript has a single exon. NCBI's taxonomy places the organism in Eukaryota, Metazoa, Arthropoda, Insecta, Lepidoptera, Noctuidae. The record is from RefSeq and is a predicted model, not a curated record.